AUGGCUGAUGGAGCGGACCAGGGAGGAGAUCCAGUGGCCUUGACAAUGAGGACAAACGACGCUCCUCCAAUAUCUUCGAUGAUGGAGUUCCUGGAAAGGUGUGAUGAUUCACAGCUGCUGGAUUUGACAAAUCAUUACCGCCAGAGGCUGGAAGAGGCGAUUCAAGAGGCGGUGAAGAAUGUUGUCUUCGUUCUAGCAUACGAGAGAUAUUUCAGUGAGCAAGAGUACAAGCAAGUCAUCAAACGCACAGAGAGAGGAAGCCGUGCGGCCGGUUCCACACUUCUCCUCAACCUGGUGACUGAGAAAGAGCCGCGGGUCCUUAAACUGAUAUGGAAAUGCUUCGUAAAAAUGCACCACCUGCUCCCCGAACUGGAGGAGUUGCUGAAAGCAAUGUGGGAAGAAGGUACAGGACAUUUUUCUAUAGAGAAUUACACCUUCCCGCACCUCACCAUCCAAGAGUUUGUAGCCGCACUCGCACAAUUCCUGACUGUAGAUCGCGGGGAUAUCACGACACUCCUCAUUGAAGCCCAUGGCAUGGCAGACGGGCGAUUUGAAGUGUUUCUCCGUUUUGUCGCUGGUCUCUCCUCCCCACGGACAGCUUGGAUCCUGGAGGAGUUUCUGGGUAAAUUUUCUCAUCAAACAACCGGCCGAGUGAAUGACUGGGUGAAGAAGGAGGUUAAACGCCGGGCUAGAAACACAGAGAGUGUCGCUGGUAAACAGAGGCUCCUGAACACGCUGCACUACCUGUUUGAGUCUCAGAAUCCUGCAGUGGCUCAGCAGGCACUGGGAUCUGUGGAAACACUUUCAUUCCGUGGACUGGGACUGACCCCGAUUGACUGUACGGUCCUGUCUCAUGCCAUCAGGCCCUGUGACACAAUCAACCACCUCGAUCUGGAUAGCUGCCACAUUCAGUGUGAAGGUCUCCAGCGGCUGGGACCGGCUCUGCACAAGUGUCAGCAAUUGAGACUGGGACUCAACGACCUGGGAGAUUCCGGAGUGAAACUGGUGUCUGAAGCUCUGAGGAACCCGGACUGUAAAAUACAGACACUGUGGCUGAACAAUGUCGGUCUCACAGAUUCUGGAGCCGUGGAUCUCGCCUCCGCUCUCAGUACAAACCACACGGUGACGAAGCUGUACCUGAGUGGGAAUAAACUGGGAGAUUCUGGAGUGAAACUGGUGUCUGAAGCUCUGAGGAACCUGGACUGUAAAAUACAGAGACUGGGGCUGAACAGUGUCGGUCUCACAGAUUCUGGAGCCGAGGAUCUCGCCUCCGCUCUCAGUACAAACCCCUCACUGACGAAGCUGUACCUGACACACAACUCCCUCACAGACCGAUGUGUCCCCGCUCUCCGCCGCCUCAUACUGAACCUCCCGAGACUAGAGCGGAUCCGGCUGGUGGGGAAUAAGUUCAGUCCGACCGGGAAGAAGGAACUGAGGUCGCUGCAGGAACCCAGACCCGGACUGAGUAUGGAUCUGUGAACAUCUCUGGGUGUAAACGUCACUGCCCUGGGGACCGGAAUA
Molecule: messenger RNA, 1521 nt
Organism: Amblyraja radiata (thorny skate)
Lineage: Eukaryota; Metazoa; Chordata; Chondrichthyes; Rajiformes; Rajidae
Product: NACHT, LRR and PYD domains-containing protein 3-like
Exons: 8
Coding region: 1-1479 (492 amino acids)
Cellular component (GO): cytoplasm
Molecular function (GO): protein binding
Source: RefSeq, a predicted model, not a curated record